CGCAAAGGUGGUACACCGCAUAACAAGCUACCAGAAGGCGGCUUUGGGCCCUUCCAAGCAAGCUCUGUUUCUCCAACAUGGAAGAGGCUGAGGCUACACAGUUCCUCGAAUCCUUGCUCGGAAAGACGUUCAAUGUCACUGUUCUAGACGGGCGACUAUUUUCGGGAAUAUUUCGAUGUACCGAUAAUGACAGCAAUAUCAUUCUCUCAAACUCAUUUGAGUACAGAAUGCCGUCCAAAGCAGCUGAAAAAGCCGCGCUCGACAAAUUGAAGGCUACCGGACAGGCCAGCAGAGUGGACAUGACAUCGCGAUUCGUGGGCCUUAUUGUCAUUCCAGGCAAGCAGAUUGCAAAGAUGGAAGUCGAGGAGAAGAGGGAGUGGCCCAGCAGCCAGUCCUUGUCGAUUCGGACGCGAACAUGAAGAGGUGGGAACUGCAAAGUUGAUCCUUGGAAAGAUCCCUUCCUCAAGCUGUCACACGAACUACGGAAAACUUCGAGCAAACUACAUUCGCAUUGUUGAAGACAGGAGGAACCUCUCCUAAAGCAAAGCUGCCUACCUGACGGCAAGCCUUCUGAGCCAAGCUAUGGCCAAACACCUUGCGGACGCACAAUCCCUGGCCUUCCUACGAGCACAGUUCGCAGAGGCAUGUGAAGACGCACACCGCACUUUUGCCCUCCUGUCAUAAUUGACCGUAGGGCAGGCUGGCUCACGCAGCGCUCAAGGCAGGAAGGAAUCAAGGAACUCAAUGUAAUGGAUGCCGCGAUUAAGGCGAAUCAGCUCCAGAGAAAGCGUCAGCCAUGGACAAACAAGAGCAAACUCUAGUCUGGAUCUGCGCCAAGGUGCGCUCCCUCCACGUUGGGACUGCUUGGGCUUACUAUUAUCAUUAUUCCUUCAUGUACUUGCAAGCGCUCGGCCCCGAGACAAUCGCAGUGAUUUGUAGCACCCCCAAAAUAAUAGGUAGUACAGAGAGUGACCUCAUCUGGCUCCCCUGCGGCCCAAGUUAGGCGUGGUGACCAGGAGUUAGGGGUUUAGGCAAUGAUCAC
Molecule: messenger RNA, 1042 nt
Organism: Cladophialophora immunda
Lineage: Eukaryota; Fungi; Ascomycota; Eurotiomycetes; Chaetothyriales; Herpotrichiellaceae
Exons: 1
Coding region: 78-419 (113 amino acids)
Cellular component (GO): NatC complex
Source: RefSeq, a predicted model, not a curated record